This is a messenger RNA of Mauremys mutica (yellowpond turtle), 1923 nucleotides long. It is a transcript of the gene C20H19orf67, whose product is annotated as chromosome 20 C19orf67 homolog. The record is from RefSeq and is a predicted model, not a curated record. The transcript is spliced from 8 exons. Bases 190 to 1227 code for a protein of 345 amino acids. Lineage: Eukaryota; Metazoa; Chordata; Testudines; Geoemydidae.
CGUGAACCCCCCCACGCCCGUUACACCGACGGGGAAACUGAGGCAGUGAGACAAGGCCUUCACCCCCCCUAGUUGGCGCGCUCUCCACUGCCCUUGGGAGACGCACGGGGGACUGGCGGCAUCAGGCUGGGAGGCCAAGUAACCCGCUCUCCUGGCCGGUCCCUUCAGACGCCGAGCUGGGACCCCGGGAUGGCAGGCAAGCAGGGGUACAGUGGCACCUUCUGCCCAGAGGGCUCUGCCAAGGCCCAGUGCUUUAGCCCAGGCAACGCGGCGAGCCUGGCUCCCUGCAGCCCUGAGCGCGGCCUCUUCUCUUCGCCCGCGGCUGAAGCUCGCUGGCUGAGCUGCCCGGCACCGCAGGCCGCGUCCCCGACCCACGAGAACCUCACGCUGGAAGAGCUGCUCACCCCUGUCACGGAGAAGCUCAAGUACCUGCUGAAGAAAGCAGAGGAUUUCCAGACAUACCUGCUCUACAGCAGGGACAGGAUGCAGAAGGAGCAGUUUGCCAAGGCCGUGCCCACCUUCCUGCAGAUGUGCCAGCCCUACUUCGAAUACCUGGAGUCCACCGCCCGCAGCUACAACUCUGGCCUGGGCGCCAUGCAGGCGUCCGUGAGCAAGAGGCUGCUGGAGAUCUCAGAGCAGCUGGCGUUGCGACUGGAGCAGCUGGUGCUGAUGUACGCCUCCUUCAGCUUCGUCUCCCUGGAGGACACCGACCCCUUCGGCGUCUCAUGCUUCUUCUGCGGCCGCUUCUGGCUGAGCGAGUGGCGCCAGCUCUCCAUCUUCCGCUUCUGCAUCUCCGCGCCCUAUACAGCCGCCCACCUGCCCCGCAACCUCUACAAGAAGAUGCGCUGGAACCUGGACGUUCUGGAGGAGGGGGCAGGUGCCGGGGGGCGGCGCCGGGGGCACCGCACUGAGUACUACUUCCUUUGCUUCCGGGACACGGGCAGGGAGAACACCGUCAAGAUGCAGAAGCUCUGGUCCAUCGGGCGCUGGGUGCCCCUGGACCCCGAUGCAGAGCACUCUUCCGACGUCCUGCAGUGGGUGCUGUGCAAACAGCCCACGGGUGACUUCCAGCCACUGCUGACCAUCGGUUUCGAGGAGCCCUCGCACACCCUGGCCACCGACCUGCUGGUGCAGAUCCUGAGCGCCCCGGCCUGCGCGCCCCUCCCCUGCCCUGGCGCCAGCAGGGAGCCCUUACACUGGGGCAGCCCGGGGGGGCAGGGACAGUAGCACAGCCCCCGUGUGGCUUCCUGGGGCGCAGGGGGCAAGUGCUGGCUACUUGCCUCCUGCUGGGCCCCUCACCCUGGUGUCAGGGCAGCCCCGACACCCAAACAGGCCCAUUGUAUUUUAACUGACCACUGGCUCUUUUAAAACUCCUCUGAUUCUAGGCCCAGGAGGGUCCUUAGCGAGGGGAGGCGGCUCAGCCCUGACUCCACUCCCCCCUUGGGGCUGAAGGGCAGGCUAGGGACCCAUCUCUGCAGAGUUCACCCCACUGCCUCUAGAAGGGCUGAUGCCCUGGGAGGGGUGGGGCAGCUCAGCCCCAGUGGGGUAGUGGGGGCAAAAGAGACAAGGGUUGGGGCUGCUGGGUCCAUAAACCCUCCCCUGAAAAAGCCCCAACCAGGGGCUGGAUCCCUGCUGUUAAUGCAGAACAGGGGGUCUCCACAGGCUCCCCUGAUCUGGGGGCAGCCCCAUAAUCCCACCCCAGGCCCCAUCUGCCGGGGUUUUGUCUCCCUCCCCCUCCUGUUCCUCAAACUUGCUGGGCCCUGAGAAUCCUCCUCCCCCACCCCCACCCAAUGUGCACAGAGCACCAUGGGGUCCCCUCCCCCACCCAAAUUUGAGCUGGAGGCCCCCCUCCCCUGAUCUCCACAGAGCCCUGUGCAGGGGUUCCCCCUCUCCCCAACCCAAGUGCAAUUCUUAUUUAUAACC